Messenger RNA from Crotalus tigris (Tiger rattlesnake), 3269 nucleotides. RefSeq names its product phosphatidylinositol 5-phosphate 4-kinase type-2 beta-like. The coding region runs from base 674 to 1102 and encodes 142 amino acids. The record is from RefSeq and is a predicted model, not a curated record. NCBI's taxonomy places the organism in Eukaryota, Metazoa, Chordata, Lepidosauria, Squamata, Viperidae. The transcript has 3 exons.
CUUGCUUGGGGCAGAGAGAUAGAUUUGGGGCCAAGUUUGGUUUUAAAAAGUCCUUUUGAGGAAAAAUAUAUUUUUCUGCCCUUUUUAAUAUUUCCUUCUGGGCUAACUUUCAUCAAUACUUUCUAUGCUGUCUCCUAAUUCCGGGUCAACCCAAAGUCAGAGUAGAGCAAAUAUGUGUUUUCCAUCUAAAAUAAGAGACCAUCAAUUUAGAUACCCAGUCAACAUGUUCAUUAGUUUAGCUGUUUUUCUUUCUAAGCCGGCAAAAUACGGAAGACAGUGACCAUCAAUUAAGCUACUACUUGUAGCUGGAUGUUCUGCACAAAAGCAAUUUUUUUUUCACUUAUUCUUAUUCAGAGGUGGCGCUGUCUCUAAAAUAGAACGCUUCGGUGACAUACAGUCAUAAUUUCCCAUUCAUAACUCUAGGUGCUCCAUUGUUGAUUGGUUAUUUGGUCUCUAAAACGGAUAAAUACUAACCUAUUUGAUACAACACUGUCUUCGGAAUAAACUAUCUUUUCAAGCAAGAUAAUUAAAGGAAAAGUUAGUGGAUUUGCUAGCUGUGCGUUAUUUUAAAAAAUUAAUCCAAACUACAUUGCUUUGUCACAACAUAAUUCCUUGACCCUUUUUAAAUAAACUAUUAUUACAGUACUUUUCUCCUUCAAUUUCUCAAAGAGAAAUGGAACAUUCCGGUCCGCCCCUCCCUUUAUUCGUCGCCAUCUUGACGCCUCCUUUGCGCAGGAGUCGAUGGCACAGCUUGUUCCGCGGUGGAACAAACCACGGAGAGGGAGGCAUGAGGGGAAGCAGCCCCCAGGACCCUCUCUCUGCUAUGGCCUCAAACUGUACUGGAGGCACAGCGGCUGCAAGCGCUGGCUCAGCUAUAGGUGCUGCUCUCAGUGCUUCCAAGACCAAGACAAAGAAGAAGCAUUUCGUCUGCCAGAAAGUGAAACUGUUUCGAGCCUCUGAACCUCUCCUGAGUGUCCUUAUGUGGGGAGUCAACCACACGAUUAAUGAGUUGAGUAAUGUCCCUGUCCCUGUUAUGUUAAUGCCAGAUGACUUUAAAGCCUACAGCAAGAUUAAAGUGGACAAUCAUCUUUUCAAUAAGUGAGUAAUAAACAUUUUUAUUAAAUUAUACUCCCCCCAUUCCCCAUUUAACUUCAGUAUCUGAAUAGAUGGCUUGUUAUGAAUAUAUAAUGACAUGAAUCAAAAUGUUGACAUGAAAGAAAAACAACUAGUAUGUUUCCCCGAAAAUAAAAGCCAACCAGAAAAUAAGCCCUAGCCUGAUUUUUAAUAUAAGCCCUGCCCCCAAAAUAAGCCCCAGUUAAAAUCAUCAUCAGCCCAGGGGAGUGUGGCCAGCACAGAGGGUGGUGAAUGUGCAGGGGCUGAUGGUGUUUGGCAGCAGCUGAAGCCCAUACAGCAGAGAUGAUCCCAAGCUCUAAGACCACUGGGCCGGCCCUCCAAACAGGCACGCGGGGGAAGGAGGCAGGUAAUCCCGAGGCACGGGAGUACCAGCAGCAGACAGAGGCAUGGGGGCGGCAGAUGAUCCCAACACGCUGCGCUGCUGCCUGUCUCCUCGUGGCCAAGGGCAAACAGAACUAGUGGAAUGGAGUGGGCAGGCGGACGUGGGAGGCACGUUCUCGCACGGCAGCAUCAGCCGCCUACUCACUCUGUCCCACCAUCUCUUGGCUUACCCAUGACUCAUCCAGAUCAUGUGCCUCCCCCUGCGCCUCUCCCUCCGCCUGCUGUUGAUGCUGCCGCACAAGGAUGUGGCCUACUGCUUGGACAGAUAAUCAACUCACCUGUGUUGUGCAGGCUGCACUGCCCCAGAGUGCACCAACCACGGAGCCAGUGGGCUGCAGCUGGACACUAUCAGUUCCCCCAGCCUUCUGGGCGCAUGCCAGGGUGGGGUGCCCGGUUGGGCUGAUCAUCCUGUUACCAUGUUUUCCUGAAAAUAAGCCCUAAUGCCUCUUUUGGAGCCAAAAAAAAUGAUGAGGCAGGUCUUAUUUUCAGGUAAACAUCGUGUUAUAAAAGAGUAACUUGAACUCAGCACAAUUCACUUGUCUGAGUGUGCUCUAUGUUCAGCCAUGAAUGGAUAUGAUUGGGGACCACAAUUCAUUUUCUGAUAAAAGCAGAACAUAGAGGGUAAAAUCCUUUCUGUACCAAAUGUUUAGGCUACUCAAGUAUUACUGUAUUUGAUGGACUAGCAUAUUUAAAGAGUUUCUCUUUCUCUUUAUGCCUCCCUAUUUUUUAGAUCUGUUCUGUGUAUCAUGUUUGAUACAGUGUAGUAGAAAUCAAAAAAAUGAUAGGUUACAAUGCUUUGCAGAGGGAGAAAGUUAUCAAUGCUUUUCUCCGAUGCAUCACUCUGUACUUUAGUAGCCAUAUUAACUAUUCAUUGUGGCUUUUAAAGCUAGCUGAUAACUUUUUUAUCUACUGCUGUUUUUAUGAUGCCUUUUGGAAUUUAAAUUCUUUUUUAGUUGUAUAUCUAUGUCCUAAUCCAUUUUUUUAUUUUAAAAUGCUUGUUGAAAAAUUAGAUUUUACAUCUGGACAAACCUUGGGAUUUGAAUGUAGAAUAGAAAGCAAACUGAUUCCAGUGUUAGAAAUGUUAGGCUGAGAGAGCUGAGUUUGACAGAUACACAAUCAUGCUGGUCCUCGACAGCAGACUUGAAUUCAGAGAAGGAUUGAAAUAUACAAACUAGGGGUGAAGGUGGCAUCAUUGACUCCUCCCUAAUAUGCUUUAAAGGAGACUUAAUCUCAAGUACAACAUGUUAACCUGCAGUGAGAUUACAAUUGCCAGGCAAUCUAGAUCAACUUUUAAUAAUUAAAAGUUUGUUCAUUUUUUCAUUAAUGCCAUUAGUAUAAUUUGAAUAAUAAUAUGUAUAAUUGGACAACAAUUUUUUAUGGCUCAAGAAUAUUUUGUAGAUAUAAGAGAACUUCUUUUCUUCUUCAUUUAGCCUAUCAUCAUUUUAGCCAUUGUGUAUUCACUACAGGAUGAAAUCUUCUUCCACCUGUUUCCAACCAAUACAGUCCUGAGCUUCCUUUUGCCAAUUGGGCCUGUAACACUUGCUAAUGUUGUUGAUCCAUUUUGUUUUAGGUGUCUUUCGUGGAUGCUUUUUAUCAAGUGGGAUCCAUUCUAUGAUUGCCUUUGUCUACCAUCAGUUCUUGUUGUGUGACCAGCCCAUUUCCAUUUCAAUUCUUUUACUCUCUUGAUGAUAUCGUAUACUUUCAUUUGUUCUCUAAUCUAUGUGCAGGUCUUUCUAUUUUGUCUUGUAAUUCUG